Molecule: messenger RNA, 2664 nt
Organism: Gossypium raimondii (Peruvian cotton)
Lineage: Eukaryota; Viridiplantae; Streptophyta; Magnoliopsida; Malvales; Malvaceae
Product: protein NLP2
Exons: 4
Coding region: 113-2461 (782 amino acids)
Molecular function (GO): protein binding; DNA-binding transcription factor activity
Source: RefSeq, a predicted model, not a curated record
GUUUGUGUGUCAAUUAUUAGUAAAAGUCUGGAAUUUGUAAGAAACAAAGAGUUUUAAACAAUGGGGUUUUGUUCUUUUUACAAAGUGUUUUAAUUUUUGUUCAUGAUGUUAGAUGGUUUUUAAGAACAUGGAAGGUGAUGUUGGAUUUUAUGAUGAUGCUGCCAUGGAUAUGGAUUUCAUUGAUGAACUCUUAUUUGAAGGUUUCAACAUAAAUUCGGAUCGAGGACAGGCUAGUCUGGACCUUUGUCGAUCUGAAAACCGAGCAGUUACAUCUAUGUCUCGACUAAUGCAGGCUGUUUUGUAUUUGAAGGAAUCAACAAAAGGUAGAGAUGGUGUGCUUAUACAAAUUUGGGUGCCUGUUAAAAAAGGAGACAAGCAUGUUCUUACAACCCAAGGCCAGCCUUACUCGUUGAAUACGAAUUGUAAGAGUCUCGAAAUCUUUCGAGAUGUUUCAGAAUCAUACAGCUUCCCGGCCGAGGAGGAUUCGGAGGGACCGAUUGGGUUGCCUGGUCGUGUUUUUUUGGGGAAGUUGCCUGAAUGGACACCUGAUGUUCGUUUCUUUAGAAGAGACGAAUAUCGGCGUGUCGGGUUGGCGCAAAAGUACAAUGUUGGUGGAUCGUUUGCUCUUCCUUUUUUCGAACAAGGGAGUGGAACUUGUUUGGGCGUUGUCGAGAUCGUCUCGUGUACUCAAAAGAUCAAUUAUCGGCCCGAACUCGAACAUGUCUGCAAAGCUCUCGAGGCUGUUGAUCUAAGGAGCUCACAUUGCUUUACUCCCCCUAAUGUUAAGGGUUAUAACGAGUUAUAUCGAGUCGCAUUGCCUGAGAUAACCGAGGUUCUAAGAUCCAUCUGCAAGAGAUAUGAACUGCCUUUGGCUCUAACAUGGGCACCAUCCCAGCAUUCCGAUAAGAACUUUUAUUGUUGCGUUUCGACCUCGGGUUCCUUUUGUUUCGUGGCUGAUGAAGGCCUUACGGGAUUCCUAGAAGCGUGUUCCGAACACCAGUUGUUUCGAGGCCAAGGUAUUGUUGGUAGAGCGUUUACGACGAACAAACAAUGUUUCGCAACUGAUAUAACGGCCUUCAGUAAGACAAAUUAUCCUCUUUCUCACCAUGCUAGGAUGUUCGGGUUACGAGCUGCCGUAGCUAUCCCGCUACAAAGUGCUUUUACGGGAUCAGUUGUGUUUGUUUUGGAGCUGUUCUUACCGAAGGAUUGUCAUGACAGCGAAGCACAAAAGCGUAUGAUAAACUCAUUGUCCGGUUUUAUGCAGCAGGCUUGCCGUAGCUUGCAAGUAAUCGUGGAUAAGGAGCUUGAGGAAGAAGUUAUAUUGCCGGUUAAGGAAAUGUUCAAAUCCAAUAAAAAAGAAACUGAAGUCAGGAUUUUUUCAUCAAAAGAGGACUCUCCGGUGGAAUCGUCAUCAUGGAUUGCUCACAUGAUGGAGGCGCAAGAAAAGGGUAAAGGCAUAUCGUCCUCGUGGGAAUAUAAAAAAGAAUUGGAUUUCAGACAGGUUCACCAACAUGCUCGAACCAAUAGAGUUGACAGUGGGCAUCAGGUUUUAGACGGAAAAAAAGCAGGCGAGAAGAAACGAAAGAAGACCGAGAAAACAAUCGGCUUGCAGGAUCUUCGGCGGCACUUUGCAGGGAGUCUUAAAGAUGCUGCUAAGAGUAUUGGUGUGUGCCCGACUACCCUGAAAAGGAUAUGCAGGCAACACGGGAUCACUCGAUGGCCGUCUCGAAAAAUUAAGAAGGUAGGCCAUUCUUUAAGAAAGCUCCAAGUCGUGAUCGAAUCGGUUCAAGGUGCAGAGGGAGCCAUUCAAAUCGGGUCAUUCUAUUCGAGCUUCCCUGAACUAAGCUCACCAAACUUUUCUAACAACGUUCCUUCUUCGACAUUGAAGCUCAGUAACCACUCUAUGUCUUCAGAACCUCGACUUGAGACCGCCAUGUUUAGCCAAGAAGCCACUGCUUCGAAAUCUCCACUUUCUUCAUCCAGCCAAAGCUCCGGUUCAAGUACAUGUUGUUCCAGCGGAGCGAAACAGCAAAGUACUAGAAUCAAUGCCUUAGGUGGCAUGGAAGAUCCUGGUGGACCGCUAAAGAGUGUUAUCGGCGAUGCCAAAUUGCACGCCUCAAAUCAACACGAGAUGAAGCUACUUCAACAUCAAACCGGGGGUGACUUGAGAGUAAAAGCUAUGUUCGGACAAGUCAAGUUACUGUUCGGUUUGCAACCGAAUUGGGGCUUUAUAGACUUGCAACGAGAGAUCGCGAAGCAUUUCAAUAUCGAAGAUGUCGACAGAAUCAAUCUCAAGUACUUGGACGACGACAAUGAAUGGGUUCUUUUGACGUGCGAUGCCGACCUCGAGGAGUGUAUCGAUAUAUACAAAUCAUCUCAAACUCACACCAUCAAAAUCUCCCUUCAUCAAGCUUCGAAUCUGAAUCUAGGAAGCUCAUUCGGUUAUAGUGACCCAUUAUAAGACCAGGAUCAGCUUCCAUCGUAAGUAAUUCGAUGUAUAUUUUCCGUAUUAGUGUUACGAACAAACGUUUAUGCUUCGUUUUCAAACAAGCUAAGCGGCUUUCGCCUCUUCAAAGUGCCGUGUUAUGACCGAAUCGGAGCCGUAGUCCGAUUGAUGGAACUAUGGAAUGACAAUGAGAGGUUUGAGAAUAACAGUUGAUGCCA